Molecule: messenger RNA, 1104 nt
Organism: Ornithodoros turicata
Lineage: Eukaryota; Metazoa; Arthropoda; Arachnida; Ixodida; Argasidae
Product: cyclin-dependent kinase 1-like
Exons: 7
Coding region: 132-1001 (289 amino acids)
Biological process (GO): G2/M transition of mitotic cell cycle; mitotic G2 DNA damage checkpoint signaling; protein phosphorylation
Cellular component (GO): nucleus
Molecular function (GO): ATP binding; cyclin-dependent protein serine/threonine kinase activity
Source: RefSeq, a predicted model, not a curated record
AGAAGCAUGAGAACAAGAAGAAGGGUGACACUAGCGCAGCGCUUCGUUUAAAAAGUGGCAGUUGGUGCUUUGUUACGUACAUAACGACGAUACUUUGCAUUACUUCCAGACACAUUCAGCCGGUGGCAGCCAUGGAGAACUACACCGAGGUAGAGAAGAUAGGAGAAGGCAGAUAUGGCGUUGUUUACAAAUGCGAGGAUAAGCGAAAUGGUCAGAUAGUGGCCUUGAAGAAGAUUCGUCCUGAAAGAGAAGAUGAAGGCGUCCCAUCUACUGCGAUGCGUGAGAUUUCCUUCUUACGUGAACUCAUCCACCCGAAUAUUGUCUGUUUACAGGAUGUGCUCAUAGAAAAGAACGGACUGUUCUUGGUCUUCGAAUUCCUCUCGAUGGACCUUAAGGAGUACAUUGAUACUAUUCCUGAGGAUCAGCAGAUGGACAAGAAGUUGGUGAAGAGCUACAUGAGGCAAAUCCUGGAAGCAAUCCUCUUUUGUCAUCAACGUCGCGUUCUGCACAGAGACCUCAAGCCCCAGAACUUACUUAUUGAUCAGAAGGGUAAUAUCAAGGUGGCAGACUUUGGCCUCGCCAGGGCUUUCUGUAACCCCAUUAGAGUGUAUACUCAUGAAGUGGCGACCCUGUGGUACAGAGCACCUGAAGUGCUGCUAGGGUCUCCCCGUUACUCAAUUCCGAUUGACAUAUGGAGCAUCGGAUGCAUCUUUGUGGAGAUGUACAACAAGAAGCCCCUUUUCCACGGUGACUCGGAGAUUGAUCAACUAUUCCGCAUCUUCAGAACUUUAGGCACACCAACAGAAGAUACCUGGCCCGGUGUAGCAGGGCUUCGAGACUACAAGCCUACAUUUCCCAGCUGGAAGGAUAACAUUCUUGGAAGCAUGGUCACGGAUAUGGACUCUGAAGCCAUUGACCUACUGAAGAAAAUGCUGACCUAUGACCCUGCGAAAAGAAUAUCGGCAAGGGAUGCGCUUGAGCACCCCUACUUUACUGCGUGAUUUGCCAUUUUACUUCAGUAUAGGAAUUCCUGUGCAUUUCAUUGGCUUCCAUCAUCAGUGUGCCUUCCAUCCUUCGUAUGCUUCAUUAAAUGUAGAUAGGUGA